AUGGAAAACAGUCGUAGAGUACCUGCAGAUAUUGAUCAGGGAUGGUGUGCCAAUAAAGAUAUUGGCAUUUACCCUGACCCAACAGACAUAACCAAGUUCUACCGCUGUGCUAAGAUAGCUGUGCAUGAACGCUGUGGUGAAAACCAGAUCUUUGAUCAAGAAUGCAAGUGUUGUACACGGCCUCAAUUUAAGACAUAUUAUGAUCCAACAUGGUGUUACAACAAACGCGAUGGUUUCUACCCUGAUGAACACGAUGUUUCAAAAUUCUAUAUUUGUGCUGGGCGCCAAGUCUUCUGGAGGGAUUGUGCCAAAGGGCUGGUCUUUCAUAUAGGCUUUGGACUCGUCCUGUCAUCCCAGCUGCAAGUGGUUUUAGGCAUUGCUUUCAAAUUGGUUUGCUACUUUGCUAACUGGGCCCAGCACAGACCAGGAAUUGGCAAGUUUCUGCCAGAAAACAUCCCCCCUUGCCUGUGCACUCAUCUAAUCUAUGCAUUUGCCACCAUCAGUAGUAAUCACAAGAUUACUACAAAGGAAGAGAAUGAUGCAGAACUUUACAAAUCAUUCAACAACCUCAAGAAACAGAGACCACAACUGAAGACACUCCUGGGUGUUGGAGGUUGGAACUUUGGUACCCAAAGAUUCACCGGUAUGGUUAACGCCAGGAAGAAUCGUACAAUAUUCAUAAACUCAACAAUUGACUUUCUUAGAAAACACAACUUUGAUGGUUUGAAUUUAGACUGGAAGUACCCAGCAGCAAGAGGAAGUCCAGCGGAUGACAAAAAAAGGUACACUUCUUUGCUUAUGGAAAUGAAAAAGGCUUUUCAGCAAGAAGCAAAAAGAACUAAGAAUGUCAAGCUACUCAUUUCAGCAGCUGUAGCAGCCAGUAAAGAUAAAAUUGAUGCUGGCUUUGAGAUUUCAAAAGUUGCUCGAAAUGUUGACUUUAUCAAUUUGGUUUCAUAUGGUUUCCAUGGAGCUUGGGACCGGUUCACAGGACACAUCAGUCCUUUAUAUCGAGGCAGUGCUGAUAAAGGUGCUUAUGCAAAUUCUAAUGUGAAUUACGCUGCCAAAUAUUGGAUUCGGAAUGGUUUACCACCAAACAAAAUGAUAAUUGGAUUUCCAACCUUCGGGCGUACGUUCACACUCAAGUCUUCAAAUGCAAGUGUUGGCUCUGCAGCAAUUGGUCCAGGACCCCCUGGCAACUACACGAAAGAGGCUGGUUUCCUCGCUUAUUAUGAGAUUUGUGACUUUUUGAAAACUGCCACACCCCAAUUUAUUAAGGACCAGAUGGUUUCAUACGCAGUUAAGAAAGAUGUAUGGCUUGGAUACGAUGAUCUGGACAGCUUUCGGACUAAAGCUCAGUGGCUGAAGAAGAAUAAAUAUGGAGGUGCCUUUGUGUGGACAAUAGAUCUCGACGAUUUCCAUGACCAUUGCCAACAGGGAGUACUUCCUCUAACAACCAAACUGAACAAAUUACUUAAAAUAAAUUCAGGCUGUAAAAUGCAAAAUUCACCUUCCAGCAGUAAAAUUAAUGACAACACAGAGAUACGUAUUAAUGGGCCAUGGUGCCUCAAUAAAACAGCUGGAGUCUACGUUGACCCAAAUGAUCCUACCAGAUUCUACCGCUGUGAUCAACUAACCACCCAUGAGCGCUGUGCUGAUGGAUUAGUUUUUGAUAAAAACUGCUUAUGCUGCAAUUGGCCUAAAAAUCCAGCAACUUUCCACAAGACUGUUACAACAAAUAAGUAA
Molecule: messenger RNA, 1743 nt
Organism: Hemiscyllium ocellatum (epaulette shark)
Lineage: Eukaryota; Metazoa; Chordata; Chondrichthyes; Orectolobiformes; Hemiscylliidae
Product: chitinase-3-like protein 1
Exons: 11
Coding region: 1-1743 (580 amino acids)
Biological process (GO): chitin catabolic process; carbohydrate metabolic process
Cellular component (GO): extracellular region
Molecular function (GO): chitin binding; chitinase activity
Source: RefSeq, a predicted model, not a curated record